Messenger RNA from Pygoscelis adeliae (Adelie penguin), 177 nucleotides. RefSeq names its product olfactory receptor 51G2-like. Gene Ontology annotation, biological process: G protein-coupled receptor signaling pathway. The transcript is spliced from 2 exons. Gene Ontology annotation, cellular component: membrane. Lineage: Eukaryota; Metazoa; Chordata; Aves; Sphenisciformes; Spheniscidae. Bases 1 to 177 code for a protein of 58 amino acids. Gene Ontology annotation, molecular function: olfactory receptor activity. The record is from RefSeq and is a predicted model, not a curated record.
AUGUGGCUUGCCGUCCCUUUCUGCUGCAUGUAUGUUAUUUCCAUCCUGCGAAAUAGUGCAAUCCUCUUUGUCAUCAAAGCAGAGCGCAGCCUCCAUGAGCCCAUGUACCUCUUCCUGUGCAUGCUGGCUAUCGCAGACUUUGACAAGGAGGGCAUAGCAAUGGACGUGUGGGGGUAA